AUGGCUGCAGACCUCGGAGAGCUGCUGGUCCCUUACAUGCCCACCAUCAGAGUGCCCAGGACCGGGGACAGGGUCUUCAAGAGCGAGUGCGCCUUCUCCUUCGACUCUCCAGAGUCGGAGGGAGGCCUGUAUGUGUGCAUGAACACAUUCCUGGGCUUCGGACGAGAACAUGUGGAGAGGCAUUAUCGCAAAACAGGACAGAGCGUUUACAUGCACCUCAAACGACAUGUCAAAGAGAAAACCACAGGAGCUGCAGGAGGCGCCAUCCCCAGACGAAGAAAUGGAAAAGUGUUUCUAGAUUUAGAGCUAAACCGUGAUUUUAACGGAGAGGACUAUGAAUACGAAGACGAGGCCAAGCUCGUCAUUUUUCCAGACCACUUCGAGAUCCCCUUACCAAAUAUUGAGGAGCUUCCCGCUCUGGUGACCAUCGCCUGUGACGCGGUGCUCAAUGCACCAUCAGCUUACAAAAAGCAGGAGCCUGAAUCCUGGGAGGAGGAGAUCCAGGUGUCCCGACAUGCCAGGAGCCUCAGACAGCUGGAUAACGGGGUCAGGAUCCCACCCAGCUGCUGGAAGUGUCAGAAGUGCGAGAUGAGAGAAAACCUGUGGCUGAACCUGACAGAUGGAACAGUGCUCUGUGGGAAGUGGUUCUUUGAUGGGAGCGGGGGCAACGGCCACGCUCUGGACCACUACAAAGAGACCAAAUACCCCCUGGCUGUCAAAAUGGACACCAUCACCCCAGACGGAGCAGAUGUCUACUCAUUUGAGGAGGAGGAAGCUGUGCUGGACCCCCAUAUGUCAGAACAUUUGUCACACUUUGGAAUAGACAUGCUACAGAUGCAGAAAAAGACAGAGAACGGUCACCACACAGACAAUAACUCUCGGCCGCGGGUCAGUGAAUGGGAGGUGAUCCAGGAGUCGGGCAUGAAGCUGAAAGCGGUGUUUGGUUCUGGUUACACGGGCGUCAAAAACCUGGGCAACAGCUGCUACCUCGGCACAGUGAUACAGGUCCUCUUCAGCAUCCCAGACUUCCAGAGGAUGUAUGUGGGUAAUCUUCAGAGGAUAUUUGACUAUUCACCCCUUGACCCCAGCCUGGACUUCGCCACGCAAAUGGCUAAACUGGGACACGGACUGCUCUCAGGCCAGUUCUCCAAACCACCCAUGAAAUCUGAGCUCAUUGAACAGGUGAUGAAAGAAGAAUACAAGGUAUUAAACUGGCACCAGCAGAAGGGCGUCUCUCCCCGGAUGUUGAAGUCCCUGGUCAGCAGGGGACACCCAGAGUUUUCCUCUAUCAGACAACAAGAUGCCCACGAGUUCCUCCUACACAUCAUCAACCAGGUGGAGAGGAACAGCGCAGGUUCGGAGAACCCAAGCGACGUCUUCCGCUUCCUGGUGGAGGAGCGAGUUCAGUGCUGCCAGUCCCGUCGGGUUCGUUACACUCAGCGGGUGGACUACUGCAUCCAGCUGCCAGCUCCCAUUGAGAUGGCCACCAAUCGAGAGGAGCUGAUGACAUUUGAGGCUAAGCGGAGGGAAGCUGAGGAGAACAUGCGGGCUCCUCCUGAGCCGGUUAGAGCGCGGAUCCCCUUCACCGCUUGCCUGCAGGCCUUCACAGAGCCGGAGAACGUCCUUGACUUCUGGAGCUCGGCGCUGCAGGCCAAGUCGGCCGGAGUCAAAACUUCCCGUUUUGCCUCCUUCCCAGAGUAUCUGAUUUUGCAGAUCAAGAAAUUCACAUUCGGUGUUGACUGGGUGCCAAAAAAACUAGACUUGGCCAUCGAUGUUCCAGACUUUCUGGAUCUGAGCAGGCUGCGGGCCGCUGGGCUGCAGGCGAGUGAAGAGGAGUUGCCUGACCUCAUGCCUCCCAUCGUGCUGCCUGAAGACACCAGAGAUAACUCCAUGGGCUCCAUAGACUCUCCUGAAAUAGACGAGGCGGCGGUAAUGCAACUGGCAGAGAUGGGCUUCCCGCUGGAGGCCUGCAGGAAGGCGGUCUACUAUACCGGCAACAUGGGCCCAGAAAUGGCCUUCAACUGGAUCAUAGCCCACAUGGAGGAGCCUGACUUUGCAGAACCUCUCGCUCUGCCCUCCAUGAUGGAUCCCGGUCCGUCCACCAGCGACAGCCCCAUGGGCGCCACCCCGCUGGGCAACUCGCCCCCUGAAGAGAGCAUCGCCAUCCUCACUUCAAUGGGCUUCCCCCGCGCUCACAGCAUCCAGGCACUCAAAGCCACGAACAAUAACCUCGAACGAGCGCUCGACUGGAUCUUCAUCCACCCGGAGGAGGAGGAGAGCGACGCCCUGUCAGACAUGGCGGACACGGAGCCCAACGACAACGCUUUCUCCAACGCCAACUCACACAGCGACUCCACGCUGUCCCCAGACAGAGACACGUCGGGCCCGCGGGUCAAAGACGGACCAGGACGUUAUGAGCUCUUUGCUUUCAUCAGUCACAUGGGAGCAUCCACAAUGUCUGGACAUUAUGUUUGUCACAUCAAAAAGGAGGGAAGGUGGGUGAUCUACAACGACCACAAAGUGUGUUUGUCAGAAAGGCCUCCAAAAGACUUGGGCUACAUCUACUUUUACCAUCGACUGUCUAGCAGUUAAACUGAAGUUACCGACCCCUACCCCCCCCUCCCCUCCACCAUGCAACCUUUUAAAGAACCGCAGUCUUUCACCCCGAAGACUGGCAGACAACUUUAAUAACAGCCACAGUGGAAACGAUGGAAAUAGCCUCUCAGACCAGCUGCUCGCCUUACCGUGAUGUCAUUCAGGAGCAACCAGGAACUCUGGUCAGAAAGGGAAAGCAAUGUGCUUCUUGUGCAUUUGUGUUAUGUUACGCUUUAAAUGUGUAUUUCAGUGUUUAUGUUCAAGAGAAGACAUUUUCUUGACGGUGUAAGUGCAGAGGGAUGUGUGCAAUUUCCGCUUCUGUACACAAAAUAAUGUCACAUAUCAAAUCUCAUUGUUCCUCCUCUAUGCCUUCAGCUACUGUGCCAGUAUUUUCAAAGUGGUACAUUUUAUAAAUGUAUAUUGAAAUGGCUUCACUGCCAGCCCUGAAAUGCUCUGAAACUGCAACAACAAACAAGAAAUCACUGCUGCUGGUGGCUUUGCAUCUUUGAAAUACACACAAAAAAGCCAUUAAGAAUUAAAAUCUUUUGGUUGAACACUGAAAGAAAUAGCAACAUACUGUGUGUUCAGACUGGAGAGCACCAAGAAGGACCCGAACAGGUGUUAACUAGACUGUAGUUAUAAAUACAGUAUUACCAGUUGAAUGAUGGCCCAAACCUGCUCCAGUUCUACCUGAUGACGUGCAAGUUUGGCCCUUUUAAUGAGGUAAGCUUGCUGAGAGCUCAAGAUAGACGAGUUUCCUUCCCUGAACGCACUUUUUGACUAAAACAAGUCAUAUAUUCAGCUGAUGCCGUUGAAAUGGACUUUUUCUUCACCACCUAUGAGCAAUUGAAUGUGAUAUCUUAAAUUUCUACUUCAGUACCGCUGAACCUGUAAAUCCUUGAAGUGGCCAUUAGUCUAUGAAGAGAUGACAGCAUAGCAUAUAAUUGAUUGAUAUAAGCAAAGCUGUGCUUAUUCUAAGAUUGCUAUCAAGUCACAAGUGCAGUGAACUUCUUUCUUGAAUUACAUUUGCCUGAUUAUUCUCAUAGUAGGCAAAACUUGAACUCUCAGCUGCAGCUGGUCCACUUCACUUCCUUUAUCACUCUGACAGAUUCAGACUGUAACCCAAAAGUUAAAAUGAAUGUUUUCCUUCACCUGUUGCCACUUUUUUACAGGUCAGUUAAUUCAUUUUAUGCAUCUGAAGCAAUAUAUGCAACUACAACCAAAUCUACUCUUGAACCUACUGUAUGAUGACAGCUGUUCAGUGAUCUCUUGUACUAACUGACGUGGUGCAGUGAUGAAUGUAUGACUUCAUGGUGCUCACUGCAACCAAAACCUGCUGUUCAGCCUCAAUACUCCGAAACCACAGUGAACGUACAACUGGCCCUUUGCUGUUUAAUCACUAUAACUAACCUCAUGCUGGAUUAUCCACCGACUCUGUACUCUUCUCAUUUAUCAACUCAGUAUGUCCACAAUGUGCCGGACAGAUUCAACAUUAUUGUUUGUCAGAUACUCGUGAAUAUGCAGCCUCGGACUGAAUCUUGUUUUAUCUGUUGCAUCUCAAAAGGGUGGAGUUAUACUACAAAGUGUUGGUAUUUUGUCAGUGGCACAAACACUUAAUUCCAGUUUGGUGACCUUGGCAUGCGGUGAAACUGCAUGGUGCACCUUUGGGUGCAUAUUUUAAAGGGGAGUUCUGCUGAGACUGCUUAGACUUUCCGAAUGUUACAGUCGUCUGCAAAAGUCAACACCUUCUUAAAGGGGCAGUGUGUAGGAUUUCGGGGGAUCUAUUAGCAUUAGUAUUA
This is a messenger RNA of Sebastes umbrosus (honeycomb rockfish), 4394 nucleotides long. It is a transcript of the gene usp13, whose product is annotated as ubiquitin specific peptidase 13. Gene Ontology annotation, molecular function: cysteine-type deubiquitinase activity; zinc ion binding; protein binding. The record is from RefSeq and is a predicted model, not a curated record. Lineage: Eukaryota; Metazoa; Chordata; Actinopteri; Perciformes; Sebastidae. Gene Ontology annotation, biological process: protein deubiquitination. The transcript has 21 exons. Bases 1 to 2592 code for a protein of 863 amino acids.